Molecule: messenger RNA, 4239 nt
Organism: Haliotis rufescens (red abalone)
Lineage: Eukaryota; Metazoa; Mollusca; Gastropoda; Lepetellida; Haliotidae
Product: cilia- and flagella-associated protein 61-like
Exons: 31
Coding region: 158-4051 (1297 amino acids)
Molecular function (GO): oxidoreductase activity
Source: RefSeq, a predicted model, not a curated record
AAUUAAAGUGUGUGCGUUACUACCGGAAGUUCUAGCUCCAUGGUUACCGUUUCAACAUGGCCGCCUAACUUUUGACUAUUUCUGUCAACUUCGUAAUAGCAGCAGGUUGAUUUGGGUCUAACAGCAACUUCUUGGGUUAAAGUAUUUAGUGAUCAACAUGUCCAAAGUUGCUAGCCCCGAUGGAUCCGAUGAGGUCAUCAAUGCCCGGCGCACAGAGUCAAUUGAUGCCCCACACAUCGUCAGCCUGGCAACAAAGUCUACAGAGGCACUGUUUGGACGAGUCAACAUUGUGAAUAUUAUUGAAAAAGCUAUCCUUGCUGUCACACUGAGCAAUGCCAGCGAGGAGAUCCUGGGACAUGCAGCCUUCUUCGACUUUCCCAAUCUCCCAGACGUGGAUGAGGCAGAGUGGGAAGCCUGGAUGAGCAAGUUCUAUUACACCAGCAAAUGCAAUGCACUCAACACACUGUUCAUGCAUUACUUUGUUUCCAAGAACGAGUAUGCUCAUGGAUGUGCUGAGGAGAUUAUUCGUACAGCGUUCAAUGCAGUUCCAGAUCUACACUUCCUGUUUCUGGUGGUGCCUCAUGGUGUUUACCCAGAUGCAGCUGUUGCUGAUGUGUUUAAACCUCUGGAAAAGAAGGAGGGCGUGAUGGCUGGCCCCAACAACUGUGUCAUGUUCGUGUGUCAUCGUCACGACCAUGUCCCCGUGUUGCACAUCAGACAUGCCAGAGUUGAGGAUCAUGAUGAUUUGACCCCCAUCUUCAACCGGCACAGCGACAUGCUGAAAAUGACAUAUGGGGACUACUUCCUGGCAGAGCUCAUUGAAGCUCAGAAUGACAACAUGCAGUGCCUGGUUGCAGAGGUGGAAGGAACCGCUCAAGGCUUUAUGAGUAUCAGCGAUGAUGUCAACUAUGACCUACUGAACAACUGUUUUGAACUGGGACCCUUCCAUGGCCUCCGCCACCCCCACCCUGAUGACGAGGUGGUACCGCCUAAAACACCCACACCUUCACCAACCCCUAAGAAAGAAGAAUCAGUUGAGAAUGGCCGUACAUCUCAACUCUCAACGUCGUCUUUUGACUCCCGUCGGAGCAUUGAAAUCGAACAUGUAGGUCAGUUUGAAGAAGGGAUAAAAGAAGAAUUUGGAACAGCAGGUGAGGGAGGCACAGAAAAAGUUGGAACAGCCAAGACUGAAACUGAACCAAAGACUGCUGGAAGUCGCCAGUCAAGCGCCAAGAGUGCGAAAGGUAGUGUAAGUGGAGAGGUAAAGGUCAGGCCACGACUCACCGAUGCACAGAUGAAUGGCAGCUGCAGUUCUCUUCUCAGUGAAUCCAGUGAAUUGUCCGUGGCUCCAGAAGUGUUGGAACAGCAGCAGUCUGCACCCCCUACACAGGGCACUCAGAGGAACGUUGGGUCUCGAGACUCAGUUCGUGGCACCCCACAAGCUCAACUGAAUGCACCCCCCAAACACUUCAUCCCAACUUACAAGGGCUCGGAGAAUGCUUUCUCCGUUCAGCUGUUUUGUAUAGAUGAAAGGUUUGAAAUGAGAUCUUUCGAUUUCCUUGCUAAGGCAUUCUCCUUGUUCCCCACAAUGGACUUCUGCAUCAUCACUGUUCCCCAUCUGGUCCCGGAGUUCCCUCUACUGCAGGGCUUUGUGCGAGUGACCCCAAGGUCCAGCAGCACACUCCCUCAGGAGCUGUAUGUGUUCCACAGAUCAGGGCUCCUCAAAGAUUUCCAUGUACGUGUAGCCUGCAGCAGUGACGUGAGGGGCGUCGACAUGCUGGUUCAGACUGUGGACCUCCACGACAACCUCCUGAAGGACCUGAAGCAAUUCAACAUGGCUCGCAGAGAUGAGUCUGGCACAGAGAUUCAAGCAUUUGUGGCAGAAAGCCAGGAUCAGAUUGUGGGCGUGGCCAUCGUCAGAAGAGAGGAGGACAUUGAGUACAUCCGCUCCCACUACAACAUAGAGGACUUCAUCUACUACAACCAUCAUCGCCGUCAGGAUCAUGCACACUUACAUCACUUUGCUCUCAACCCCAUCUUUAACCAUCUCUCCAAACAUUUCCUUAAGGAAGUUCUCCGACUGGGCCACAAGACUUGCUUGUACUAUCCUUUGUAUCCCCCCUACACCAAGAAAGAGAUAGUGGACAAACACUCCCUGGUGGGCUGUCUCAACAACCUAGUGCCUGUCCAUGCCCGCCGCCAGAUCGUCUACCCCCUGACAGAGCUGGAGAGCAAUGCUCCAUCACAGAGAGUGCUCAAACACCAGGAGCCCUAUGCCCUCAACCACAUCAACAGAAAGCUGACACUGGAGCCAAAGGUGACCAUCAAUGCCAGGAUAGUUGUGGUUGGGGCAUCUGAUGUAGGGAUCUCUUUCCUGGAAACUCUGGCUUACUGCCCCCAUCUGAGAUUCAACAACCUGACGCUGAUCUCCCCGCAUGGCAUCCCCGGGGAGAUGCUGCCUGAUGCCCUCCGAGACUCCUUCCUCUCCACCAGCCACUGCUACAGCCAGGAGGAGUACAGCAAGAGUGCAUUGCGGACAUGGGUCAACGUGGUGUACGGCAAGAUGACAGCCAUAGACAGGAAGAAGAAGCUUGUGGUGGUGAAUGGGAAUGUCGUCGUCCCAUUUGACCACCUGGUCAUCAGCACUGGUCAGCAGUACCAGGUCCCAUGUCCAACUGAUGCUGACAUUGAGGCAGGGGAGACAAAUGCUGACCUUGAGAACAGCCCUGAUCGCAGACACACGGGCAGUGUGCCCAAGAACCUGUUUCUGACCAAUGAUGCGUAUGAUUCCUCAGUGGCUCUCUACAGGGUGGAGAAUGGUCUACUCAAGACUGAGAAGAAGAUAGUGGUGUAUGGCAACACCCUGGAUGCGAUCUGCUGUGUGCAGACCCUGAUGAGUGCCGGCGUGGAACCCAGUCGCAUCAGUCUCGUCCAGCCACCACUUGCAUAUGAGGUGACCUGUGUAAACAACCCAACUGUGGAGAAAACCAUCACAGAUAAUCUAGCAGCUGCUGGUGUAACUGUCCGCACCAACUGCAUCCUUGCUCGCUACAACACCACCGAUGAUGGCAGUGAAGUUACCUCCCUUGAUUUUACCACCAAAAGUCAUCCUCUCAAUGUACAGUGUGAUGCACUUUUCCCCUUUUUCAUCAAAAGUGUUGAUUUUGAUUCCUUCAAAGCUAUCAACGAUGCUUGUCUGGUAUAUGAUGGUAAGCUGGUGAUUGACGCCUCCUUCCACACCAAUGAUGUCGCCAUCAGAGGUGCUGGCACCAUCACCAAGUAUCAGCGCCGUUACCAUGCCGACCAGUGGACACAUGCUAACUUCAACUCUAAAGAAGUUGGUAUUGCGCUGGCAGUUGAGAUGCUGCGUUUGUUUGACCCCACAGUGGAACCUCAGUCAACUCCUGGAGAAGAACCCCUCAACCUCAUCCCUAUCUACCGCAACCCAAAGGUACACGGAGGAAUUCUGCCAGGUGGCCUACACUAUCUCCAGGUGGCCAAACCCAGCCUUCCUGUCCCACUGGAUGUCCACAUGGCUCAGUCUGACUAUGGCCGUGAGCUGAUCACAGGGGAGGUGGGUCCUGACGCCUGCUACUUCCGUCUGCAUCUGAACCAGUACAACACCAUAGAGACCAUCACCUGCCUCUCUAAACAGCCUGUGCCAGCAAGCAACUUGAUAUGUCUGUUUGGUAUUCACGAACGUUAUCUCAACAACAUGCUGUCCAGGUAUGAAGAGGGCCUAAUCAAAGACUUCUACAGCUAUUUCCAGCAGUCCUGGAGCAUGGCUAUCUACCACGACAGAUUCCCGGACUUCCGGGAUGAGAUCCGAGAGCUGCUCAUCACCAGUCCGGAGGAAGCACUGGAAGCCCUAGAGGAGAAGGUUCGGAUGGUGGUUGAUGAUGAAAUAUCGAUGUCCAAGACACAGCGCAGAGAGUUGCUGGAGGCGUAUGCCGGGACGGGCGCCAAGCGGGCGGUGGAGACACGCCUCCUUAGCUUCAUCAGCUACAACUACUACCACCUCCCCAUGUACGCCAAACCGGGGAUGGUGUGAGGCUCCCUCCCUCCCUCUCACACACACUGUACCACUGUAACAUAGACAUCCAUCAUACAUCACUGUUGUUGUUUAUACAUGCUGCUGUUGUCCAGUAACUUUAAUCAUGUCAUGAUGUUGGAGUUUUUGUAACAUUGAUUUGAUAUAUUUCUCCUGUUUUGGCAACAAAAAAUGCAUUAAUAUAUUGA